CUUGGGCUUUGCUCCAGUUCCCGAUUUGCUCCUCUAAUUCUUCCAUCUCACAAGAACGACUCUGGAGCAAUUCUACAAAUUCCAGCUAUCGGGCUCUUUUCUCAUUUUGUCCAUGGCGUCUGCUUCGAUGAGCGCUCGUGUCUUUAACGCGGCACCGCGUGCCCACCUCUUCUCCCGUAACCGCAAUCGAUCUACUUGCCGCCUACUCUGCACAUCAGCAGUCUUGAGAGACGACUCGAAGAAACAGGCAUCGUCCAGCUCACCUGUAUUCCCUUCAGUGUUCGGGACUGGUCCCUCGCCGCCACGUCUACCCAAAGAAGACCAAGAAAUCUUCGAAGCCCUUCAACGCCAGUCGACUGGUGCCUUUUCCACCCCUCGCACUCCACCGCGUAUCAACCAGUCCCCUCAUUCGACACCACCUGAAGUGGACAGUGCGCAGCAAAGUGUCAACGACAGUGUGAACGAGAUGGGAACAUCUACCGGGCCUUCAGAGCAGGCACUCCGUGACGAAUUCCAGAAGAUGAUCGAAGCUCGUGGCAAUGGCGACGAGUUGCACGCCGACGUGAGGAGAGGUGCAAAACCCGAGUUUGAGGGUGAUGUCAAUCCCAAGACAGGCGAGGUUGGGGGACCAAAGAAUGAGCCUCUAAGAUGGGGUGCCAGCGGCGAGUGGAGUUACAAUGGGAGGACGACAGACUUCUAGAGACAACAAGGAUGCUGUCCUUCCGAUAUUGAGCAAGCGAGAUGAAACAGAAAAAGACGCAUUAUACAACACCAUAAAUGUCGGCCCCCUGCCUCUUGACUGGGAAAAGUGUACAACGGAAUGGUAUCAUAUUCAUUAGAAGAUUUAUGACAUCUGUAGACACUCUCUUGUGUGAAUAUGCCGUUAUCCCUGGCGCCGAGAAUAUGCAGGAGAUGGGCUCUCUCGCCAUCAAGAUGCCACAGGAACGGUAACUCGCAUGAGACCAAGGAUGGGUUGUUGCGUUGCAACCCAGUGUCAAUGUGCUUUCAAAGGAGCGCCCUUAUCGCACUGUCCGAUGAAUCGCACUUUUGGUAGAGUUGCCGAUUCACCAAACAUGAGAUAUGAUUCUUUUGACAUCCCA
Molecule: messenger RNA, 1100 nt
Organism: Exophiala mesophila
Lineage: Eukaryota; Fungi; Ascomycota; Eurotiomycetes; Chaetothyriales; Herpotrichiellaceae
Exons: 1
Coding region: 113-700 (195 amino acids)
Biological process (GO): mitochondrial respiratory chain complex II assembly
Cellular component (GO): mitochondrion
Source: RefSeq, a predicted model, not a curated record